AUGCUGUUUUCAAAGCUCCUCUUGGCUGCACUUGGCGGCGCAACUGCCGCCCUGUCCGCUCACGUCUCACGUUGUGCGCUCAAUUCCAACCGUAAUCCCGCCUUCCUCAACGACAAGAGCGCAAAAUUCCAGGUCAACCGCACCGGUGUCCCUGGGGUGGACUUCGACAUCGGCGAGUCGUACGCCGGGAGGCUGCCCAUCGCAGGGCCCAAGCGGUCCAACAGCUCCAGUGCCAACGAGCUCUUCUUCUGGUUCUUCCCUUCGAGGAACCCGGAUGCCAUCAAUGAGAUCACCGUUUUCCUCAACGGCGGCCCUGGCUGCAGCUCCAUGGCCGGCCUGCUGCAGGAGAACGGCCCUUUCCUCUGGCAGCCGGGAACUUACUCGCCCCAGCCGAACCCUUUCUCUUGGACAAACCUGACCAACAUGGUUUGGAUUGACCAGCCCAUUGGCACUGGCCUUUCCUCGGCAGAUCCAGGAGCCGGCCUCAAUAUCACGAAUGAGCAUGACGUGGCCGUACACUUCGCUGGUUUCUGGAGGAACUUCAUUGACACUUUCGAUAUGUAUGGCUAUGAUGUUUACCUGACCGGCGAGUCGUAUGCAGGCCAGAUGAUCCCCUACAUCGGAGACUACUUCCUGAAGCAGUCAGAACAUGGUUCUGACAACGAUUACUUCAACCUCAAGGGGAUCCAGCUUAUUGACCCUGCCAUCGGGCCUCUUGGCGUCAUGGAGCAGGCACCCGCAGUCCAGUACCUCAACGCGCGCCGCAGCUACUUCAACCUUAACGAUACUUUCAUGGAGCACAUCAACCAGGAAGCCCUGUAUUGCGGGUUCACGGAAUACAUGGACAAGGCGCUCACAUUCCCUCCCAAGGGCCCGAUCCCCCUACCCUUAUCCAUGAACGCCACCGCCGGAACCCUCCACGACAAGUGCCAGCCGUGGGUCGAGAUCGCCGAGGCCGCGCUCUACGUCAACCCGUGCUUCGACCCCUACCACAUCACAAACUUCUGCCCCUUCCCCUCGAACCAGCUGGGCUUCCCCACGCUGGGCUGGGGCCCCAACAACUACUUCAACCGCAGCGACGUGCAGGACGCGCUCAACAUCGGCGAGCCGCGGCCCAACUUCAUGCUGUGCAAGGAGACGGAGUUUGGCCUCGACGACUCGGAGCCCUCGGCGUUCAGGAUGAUCCCGUCCAUCAUCGAGCGCACGGGCAACGUGGUCAUCGCCAACGGCGAGCUCGACUUCCUCAUCAUGUCCAACGGCACCCUGGCCGCCAUCAACAACAUGACGUGGCAGGGCCUCCAGGGGUUCCAGGAGUCGCCGUUCAAGGGCGGCGACAACUUCUUCGUGCCGUACAACCCGACCAUCGGGCCUGCCAUCGACGCCACGUUGUCGCAGAGGCGCAUCCCCAGCCUGUCGGUCGGCCUCGUCGGCGGCGGUGGCUGGUAUGGCAAGACGCACACGGAGCGCGGGCUGACGUUCACCACUGUGGCGCUGGCGGGGCACGAGAUCCCGCAGUAUGCGCCCGGCGCGGCGUACAGACUGCUCGAGUUUACGCUUGGGCGGGUGGAUAACCUGACGGAGGUUGGCGAGUUCACCACGGUAGGAAACUGCGUUUCGUGA
This is a messenger RNA of Diaporthe batatas, 1620 nucleotides long. RefSeq lists its product as uncharacterized. Gene Ontology annotation, biological process: proteolysis. The transcript has 3 exons. Lineage: Eukaryota; Fungi; Ascomycota; Sordariomycetes; Diaporthales; Diaporthaceae. The record is from RefSeq and is a predicted model, not a curated record. Gene Ontology annotation, molecular function: serine-type carboxypeptidase activity. The coding region runs from base 1 to 1620 and encodes 539 amino acids.